Ogataea philodendri is the source of this 936-nucleotide messenger RNA. RefSeq lists its product as uncharacterized. Gene Ontology annotation, cellular component: TRC complex; cytosol. Lineage: Eukaryota; Fungi; Ascomycota; Pichiomycetes; Pichiales; Pichiaceae. The transcript is spliced from 2 exons. Gene Ontology annotation, biological process: protein insertion into ER membrane. Gene Ontology annotation, molecular function: protein binding. The coding region runs from base 1 to 936 and encodes 311 amino acids. The record is from RefSeq and is a predicted model, not a curated record.
AUGGACGCUGCAACCGGGAAACUCCAAAAAUCUUUAGCACGUUUCAAGGAGAGACACGUGAACUCGAAGAAGUACGACUCUGCCGUUGAGCUUCUUUAUCAAAGUUCCAAGAUCUUGAUGGAGUUUGGCAAGUUCGACGAGGCGUGCGAUUUGGUGCUGUAUAUGAUAGAAAUCUUCGAGCAGGAGGACAAGCCGUUGGACGAGUUCAAGAAAACCGAUCUUAGCAAGCUGGUUGAGCUUGUGAACGUGAUUCCAGACCAAGAUGCAAACCUGUCGAACCUGGCCAAAGAGAUUUCCAAGUUUUCGACGAAAAAAAGCGGUUCUGAGGCUGGGUUCCCUGCAUUGAGUUUUGUCAUUGGAUCAAAGCUCUACUAUAGCGGUUCUGUGGACCUGAUCAACGCCAGUGAACACUAUCUGCUGGCCAGCGGGAACGCAGAGAGCUUGGAAUUGCUGGUUGAUUUGGAAUUCGGGGCCUAUUUGCUGGACGAGGUGGACACUUUUGGAUUGUACUUGGCUAGACUGGUGAUUCCUUAUCUGAUCAGUGGAAACCUUGACUUUGCAAGCCAAUCUGCGUCGAAGCUGAUUGCCAAACUCGAGACGUCGCCGAGAUCGGCCAGCUUCGCGUUCGAGACCGUCAAGAACGUGAAAGUGCUCGAACUUAAGCCGUCCAACGAUCUACAGGACUGCUACGGACUGGUGAACUUUUUGCAACUCCUGGUGGAGGUGUGCGAACGCUCCAGCGCGGAAAAUGCCUCCAAUUUCAAACUACUGGUCAAUAGAUACAUGCAAAUGCUGGAAAGACACGGUCUGGCAGCCAAGGUGAACACGAUCGGCGAGUCGUAUUUCGGGGUCUCUGUGGUGCAAAAGAGCUCUAACAUGUUGCAGGAGAUGAUGUCGGGUCUGCUGGGAGGCGGCGGCAACCGCAGCAUUCAGUAA